Molecule: messenger RNA, 6402 nt
Organism: Paramormyrops kingsleyae
Lineage: Eukaryota; Metazoa; Chordata; Actinopteri; Osteoglossiformes; Mormyridae
Gene: cfap65
Product: cilia and flagella associated protein 65
Biological process (GO): sperm axoneme assembly
Cellular component (GO): cytoplasm; sperm flagellum
Source: RefSeq, a predicted model, not a curated record
AUGUAAAUUAGUUUGAGUGUCAGCAGGGUCGUUGUAAGGGGGUGGGGAGUUAGGAAAAAUCUGGAAAAUAACUGGAUUGGUCUGGACUGGGGGGCCCACCCGGCCCAGUAUGAUAUGCCUUCAUGGGGCCCAAAAUCUCUAGCAACGCCCCUGAGUGUCAGUCAAAUGUACAGUAAUAACGAAGUGGCAUUUUUAAAAUCUCCACGUAAAUGUUAAGAUUAAGAAAAGGGACAGGUGACGACACCAAAAAGAAUCAAAAUGAGAAUUGUUUUAUACACGCUAUAUUGCAAAAAUUUGCAGGGGUGUAGCUAGAAAUUCUGGGCUCCUGAGCGGAGCAGGGGCGGCGGGUUGUGGUUUUGCUGGAGAGUCAGAUGUAGCCUAUAUUUAGUUAGUGUUUAUUGUCCGUGGGCAUGACUGGAGCAUGUCGAUCUAAACCAUGCACUCAUCUGACAAGUAGAAAGCAUGCGCUCUGCGACCUCGCUCUGUGCUGUAGGGGGAAUUAGCCCAUCGGCAAAAUGGGCAAGGCGAAUUUCAUCGGCAAGGUUCACAACUCACAACCCAGUUGGUUCUCACUGGUCUAAUAACUGUUUACGUUUUUGAGAGAGGGCAAUAGUUUUCUUUGUUCAUGUUCAAUGUAAUGGUGUGUUUUUUCUUACAAUGUGAAUGAAGAUACGUCAUAUGCAAGAAAAUUAAGUGACAUUCUCAAAGAGUGAAAAUGAUGUAUUACGUACACUAUGUCUAAACCUGUUAGUUUAAUUCACUGCAUCUAAUGUAGAUUUAAACUCUAGAAUAAAACUUAAGUACAUUUAGAUUAGUAAAUAUCAUGUAAUUUUCGUCCACUAAAUCUACAUUAAAACAAAUUUUAUUUUCGUCAAAAAACAAAAACUAGAAUUAAAUCAAAAUAUGCUGUCGGUAUUAACUUCGUUCCCUCUUGUGCAAAGUCCGGGAAAACAUGAUAACGUUAAGAAAUUUUAAGACUGGGGAAAAUUUGUGGGAAUAUUUUCCCAUUGGCGUGUUUUGUCCCAGUACAGCGCCCGUGGUUGCUAUGGUGCGUCGCGUAUCAACAUUUCAGAGGCGCCGUAGAUAUCAUAGUAGCCUAGGAGAAAAGGAAAGUUUGUGUUCAAACUACUUUCAGAACUAGUCUGUUUAUAAUCUUCGGUGUAAAAGAGGUCUCAAAUGUUGGCAGAGAUUUCAUUAAACCCUUUGAAAUCUGACACCUUUCAGAAGGCAGACUGCACCAAGCAUGAGCUGGGUGCUAGCUUGCCGCAGCUGGCGGAGCUCGGCAGGGGUGCGGUGUCCCACCGCGGCUGCUUCCUGGGAGUGGAGACGCAGAAGCAGCUGAUUUGGGAGAGCUGGGAGCCGGGCAGGGAGGUCACCAAGAGCCUGACGCUGAAGAACAUCCACAGCAAACUGCAGAAGCUCCACUUCAAGCCCCCCAUCUCUGGAGUCUUCAUCACGCUGUUCCCCAAGACCAUCGUCCUGAGUCCUGGGACGUCCUUCUCACUUCCCGUGACGUUCCGUCCUCUAGAGAAGCGGGAAUACUCGGACAGCAUUGAGUUCCGGAGCAGGGCCGGAACCUUCCGGGUGUCCCUGCGUGCUGCCCCCCCCAGACACGCCCUGGAGGUCCCCGACACGGUGCUGCUGCCCCCUUGCGCCGUCCAAGACACGUCCCGGGUCACCUUCGUGAUCCGCAAUGCCAGUAAGCUUCAAACCAGCUUCACGUGGGAGGUUGAGGCUCCGUUCCGGCUCUCACCCAUGAACGACGUGUUGGCUCCCGGGGAGGAGUGCAGCGUGACAGUGUACUUCAGGCCACAGCAGGCUCUGGUGUACCAGGAGGAGGCUCGCUGCGUCUAUGGCGACCUGGAGGAGAGCCGCGCCACUGUACUGCUACGCGGACUGUCCAAGUACCCUCACCUCCAAGUCUGCACCCCGCAGAAGGAGGGUGAAUGGAGCGUGCUGGAUUUUGGCAGUGUGUCGGUGGGCAAAACCAAGGAGAAGUACUUUGACAUCUUCAAUCCAUGUCAGGUGAGCGCCCCCUUCAGGCUGAGCAUGCUACACAGGCCAGCUCUCCUGGAGGAGGUCUUCCAGUGCGACGUGCGAGAGGGGCGGGUGGAGCCCCGUGCUUCGCUGAAGGUGCCCGUGCGUUUCUCGCCCCAGACCGUGGAUUGUACCAGUGUGGACUACUACUCUGUCACCUGCUCCGGGGGGGUCAGCAAAACCAUCCUCAAAGUCACGGGCACCUGCGUGGGCCCCCUGGUGACUCUGGAAGUGACGGUGCUGGACUUUGGCUGCCUGGAGCUGGGCACGGAGGCGGUGCGCACCGUGACUCUGUCCAACUGUGGCUUGGCCGAGGCACGCUUCCAGUUCGAUGUGGACCCUGGAGGACAUGGUGUCUUCGGCCCGGAGCCGCCGUGCGGCAUCCUGCCCCCCCGCGGCUCCCUCACCAUCCGCGUGCGCUUCAGACCCCGGCUCCCCAUCGCCCACUACAGGAGGGUGGCCUGCCUUGUGCUGCACAGGGAUCCUCUGUUCCUGGACCUGAUUGGCACCUGCCACUCAGAGCAGCUGAAACCGGCCAUCUUGAAACCGAGGCACCUGCGCCUUUACUGGCUUCAUCUGGCCCGUGGAUUGACCUGCUACCCCCCUGAUGUACUGAGCACCAUGCUGGAGGAGAACAAAUUGCAGCUUGACCAAGAGGGGGCGCUGUUGCUGCCAGAGGACCUACAGGUAAAGACUCCUGUGUUGGACCCUACACAAGUCCAGAGGGCGCCAGCAGAGGAGUACCUUCAGGGGAGCUCAGGAGUGGGUUCUGCGGUCACCGUAGACCCCCCUGAGCUGUUGUUCCACAGAGGGUCACGCUCGCUCUCCGUCUCCGUCACCAACCGAACCAAGGGCACGCUGAGCCUGGCAUGGACCAUGGCCCCUGACUGGGCCUUCAGUGUGGAGCCCGCUUCCCGUGACCUGGCGCCCCUGAAGAGCACGGCGUUUCGGGUCGUGUACGCACCCCCAAAGGACAACACUCUGCACGGGGCCCAGCUGGAGUGCUUUGCUUUUUACAAGGUACUGAGGAACCAUCACCAGGCAGAUGAUCGCACGCUGUGUCCUCCCUGCUGCGUCACGCUUAGGGUCAGCGGCCACUCCUUCCAGCCAGGCUGCGAGCACUUCACCCCUCGUGUGAUACUACAGCGUCCUCUAGUGGUGUUCCCUCCCUUGGCUGAGACGUGUUACCAGAUGGUCCUCCUUCAGAACGCAGGAGACUUGCCACUCACCUUCAGGCUGGACCCUGAUGAGGGCCUUCCUGUCUCUGUCAGGCCCACCACGGGCCUGGUGGCACCUGGGGCGCACCAGAUCCUCAUGCUCAGGAGCACCCCCGAGGCAGACCGCCCUCGGGAACAUGCGCUACCCCUGUGGUUCAAUGGCACCUCCAAACACACUCAGGUGCUGACUGUGUUAAGCAGUACCGAGCGGCCGCAGGUGUCCCUCGAGAGCGACGGCGGCCUGUUUUUCCAGCCCACUGCGGUCGGCUCCUGCUCCAUACGCUCCUGGCGGAUCAGGAAUGAGAGUCGCGUGCCGCUGAGCUUCCAUUGGUCUGCCCGGGACUCAGAGGACAGCUCGUUGUCUGUAGACCCAGAAGACGGCGUCCUGCAGCCCAACGAGAGCUUGGCACAGGUGUGGUCCUUCACGCCAUUGGCUGAGUCCUUAUACACUCUGAAGCCCAGUCUGAUGUUCUGGCCAACCCAAAGCCCUGGAUGCAGGAAGUCCCGCCUCUCAGUCAGGGUGAUGGGGUUCGCAACACAGGGCUCUAUACAGGCAGAGUGCCCUGUGCUUGACUUGGGUGAAGUACUGGUGGGAGGCUGCCAGUCAUGUGACCUGCCUUUGCUUAACCAUGGUCCGUGCGCCCUCCGCUUCUCCCUGGAUGUGCAGCAAAGCAUCAUGGUCCCAGUCCAGCCGCAGGAUGCACCAGAUGACCCGAUUGCGCUUAAGUUAGAGCGCCUGGAAGGCACGAUUGCAGCCCGGUGCAGGAUGCUGAUCCGCUGCACAGCGAGACUGACACGUAGGGCGAGUUACUGCUGGUCCAUCCGUUACCAGAUCGUCAACUGGCACGGCUCAGUGAUGUCCGAACCCCAGGCUUUGUGCCGGGUGCAGGGCCGCGGCUCGUACCCCACACUGGAGGUGGUGGACGCUGAGGGGUGUGGGGCCGCUGAAGGCCUGGGCAGGAUGCAGCUGUGGAGCAUGCUGUCCCUGAGCGGCCUCAACGCGUACCUGUGCCAGGAUCCCUCACUGGAGCUCGCCCUCGGCCCGGGGGGGCACAGCCCCCGACGUCGGCUGUCCGGCUUCACCCCGGUCAUGCUGGACUUUGACCUCUGUGCGGCCCCCCUGGGAUCAGAGCCCUCGAGUGUGACGCUGACGCUGGAGAACACGGGGAACAUCACUGCGGAGUGGUGCUUCCUGUUUCCCGAAGACCAGAAGGUGAAGCUGGAAUACUGGGCAGAGACCAGUGACCCCAGCUCUGCCGAGCAGCUGUUCUCAGUGGCGCCCCGAGCUGGCAAGCUGCAUCCUGGCCAGCAGGGGGCGGUGCAGCUGAUCUACAGGCAUGACUUGAUGGGCAGAUUCGGCCUCCCGGUGCUCCUGAAGGUGUCCCACGGCCGGCAGAUCCUGCUGAACUUCACCGGCGUGACCGUAGCGUGUGACCAGCCUUAUGUUCACUUCACCUCCAGCAAGCACAACUUUGCACCCGUGGCCAUUGGGGAGUUCGACCCUCCCCGGCAGACUUGUGAUCUGUAUAAUGCGGGCGCCGUUCCAGCGACCUACCGGGUCGACAUCACGCCCCUUCAGCAGCUUACGGCGGACAAUUUCGGGCAUCCUGUCCUGCAGUGCCUGAACCCCUCCGGGGAGGUGCAGCCAGGCCUCGUAGCAUCCCUGCUGUGGAUUUUCUCUCCCCUGGAGGCCAAGACUUACAGUGUGGACGUCUCCAUCCACAUACUGGAGGGAGACUCGACACUGGUCACGUUGCAGGGCUGCGGGUUCGAUGCUCGGACCCUGGGGGACUCGCCCCCGCUGUGGCUUCAGGGAGACCAGGCCGAUGUGCCCCGUCCUCAGAGGGAGCCUCUGCCUGGGCAGCUGGCAGUCCUGUCUCUGAAGCAGCUGUCACUAGGAGACGUCCCCAUCUGCUCCCGUACCACCCGCAUCUUCUUCCUGAUGAACGUCUCCAGCACAGACACGGUCCUUUACUCCUGGAACCUGGCUCAGCAGGCCCACUGCUCGGAGGUGCAGAUCCACCCUGAAGAUGGAGCCUUAGCGGUGGGGGAGAGCGUCCUAUGUACGCUUACCUUACAGGCCGUGGGGGGGCCCUGCAUCUACACGCUGGACCUCAUCUGUCAGGUAACAGCAGAGGGCGCCGUGGUGCAGUAUGAAAGGGAGCUGCAGCAGUGGGAGCAGGAGGGAGAACGACAGCGGGACGAGUUCAUCAUCACGGAGAGCGGCGUGCAGCCGCCUGCCAUUCUUCAGGGAUGUGACACGGCGGUGCAGAAUGCAGACCCCCCAGUCAGAAGGUACAAGACCCUUCCCCCCAUUCCCAGCGCCCGGAGUAGGCUGCCCCGGGCUGAGCGGCGUGCCCUCAGAAACGCCCCCCGGGUGUGGAGGAGGCCGGAGCCUCCCCGGGCCGCCCUGCUGCACCUGGGCGUGACGGCCCGUUCACACAGCCUGCCCGACGUCCAGCGCAACUUCCCAUGUCGCUUCCACACACACUACAUACAGAGCAGCUCCAAGCGCUCCGGCGCCGAGGCCUGCGAGAGCCGCCCCCCCCUGACAGAUUCCCCCCUCAGCUCGGAGAGAGACGUGGUCACGCACGUCCUCACCUGCAUCAUCAGGAGCCUGCUGGAAGACCCUCUGUUCCAUCAGUCCCUGGUGGAGAGCUUUAAUGAACCCGUCCCCUACUUCUCCCAGCUGCGUACGAUGCAGCUUCAGCACCCACGGCCACCCCCCCCAUCCGAGCCCCCUCCUCCCAAUGGCCCUGUCAGACCUGGGGGAUCCGUACAGGGGCCGGGCUUCAGCAUGGAGCCACAGGCCCAUCUCCCUGUAUCCGAGACCCAGCAGGAUCGGGACCUGCAGAUCCAGGAGAUCAUCCGCAGGCUGCCUGAGUUCCACGACCUGACUGAGGACGUGCUGCUGAACACACUGCAGAACCUGAUGAAGGAGGCGUAUCACGGCGAGUGGAUCCUCACCGCGCGCCCCAGAGCCAUCGCGCUGCCACCCACCACUGGCAGGAGAUCUGGUGCUGGCAGAGAACCGGAUAACAAGACACGCCCAGAUCAGCAAGGUUCCACAUCUUCUCCUCCGCCUUAGAGGAGCACCUCUGACCCUCUGUAGAGCGUCGGUAAUCUGUGCUAAGCAAUAAUUAAUAAA